AUGAAAAAAAGGUCCUAUGGCAAUGUAGACAUGUCAAAAAGAGGUCGUCAAGGCUUUCAGGAUGAAGAUUCCCAGACCACAAGUGGCUCUACGAUUAUUUGUCAAGAACAUCCAUGUGUUUUAAACCAUGUCCCCAUUGAACUAUAUACCGAACAUGUCCAACAGUAUCAUGAACAUCGAUGCGAAGCAUGUUGGGGAAAUUUCGUUACUGAAAAGUUACUAGAGAUUCAUCAAGAGGAAUGUCACAAUCCCUUUCGUCAAAAAUCUUCACUACGAUGUUUUGAAUCUAAUUGUGUACAAGAAUUCAAUACCCAAGAUCAGAGGAUCGAUCACCUUCUCAAAGAGCACAACUACCCAAACACAUUUGAUUUUAAUAUCAUCUCCAGAGGUUACACAUUUGAAUAA
Molecule: messenger RNA, 405 nt
Organism: Zygosaccharomyces rouxii
Lineage: Eukaryota; Fungi; Ascomycota; Saccharomycetes; Saccharomycetales; Saccharomycetaceae
Exons: 1
Coding region: 1-405 (134 amino acids)
Source: RefSeq, a predicted model, not a curated record